AAAAUUUCACUUUGGUGGUACCAAUGUGCCAGGCUACAAAGGAAGGGUGAAGUGAAGUUCUUCGGUGGAGUCAGCAUACCUCUCUAUUUUACCCCGGACGGAAGAAAGGAGGUUUUGCAUCACUGAUAUUUCAGUCCUUAAAGCAUGGAUCAAUGUACUCUUGUGACAAUCGAAAUAUCUUAUUAUUAUCGCAUCUUAAUUUUUAAAUUUUUGCCUAUGUAUAAAUACUGGCUUCCAUUGCUGGUUUCCUGCGUAAGAACCUUUAAAAGUUACGGGUGCGAAAAGCAAUGAGUUGUAAGUUGUGUUUGCGUUGGAUCAAAUCGUUUGCAGGAUUCCGUUGAAGACGCAGUGUAGUCACGGUGUAGUUGCGUACCACCUCAGUUCGUCACAAGACGCCGGAGUAGGCAGCCGCGUGCUCACUGACAGCUCCUACUUAUCGUAUUUUUACGGCAUUUUAACAUCCAUAAAAGUUGUAAAAAUAUUACGAAAUGUAAUAAGUGGACAUUGAUAUAGUUAUAUUUGUGCUCAGUUUUGUGUGAAAAUGAUUGAAGUUAUGGGUAACGUGAAGCACAGUAGACUGCGCCGGACGGCGUCCAGACUCUGCAGUAUGGAGUCCUGGAAGCGCAGGCUACCUAUCACAAUAUGGUUGCCCAAGUACAGCUUCGACUAUCUCCUGCGAGACGCCAUUGCCGGUAUAACUGUAGGAUUGACGUCGAUACCUCAAGGCAUCGCGUACGCAAUGGUGGCGGGUUUGCCUCCACAGGUAGGACUAUACUCGAGCAUAUUCCCCGGCCUCAUGUACAUGCUGUUUGGCAGCUGUAAGGACGUGACAGUUGGGCCGACCGCCAUCUUGUCCGCGCUCCUUGCCAAAUACGUGGCCAAGUCGGCGGACUUCGCGUACUUGGCAUCGUUCCUAUCAGGAUGCUUCAUCAUGCUGCUGGGAAUACUACAACUAGGUUUUCUACUGGACUUCAUAUCGUCGCCAGUAAUAAGCGGUUUCACAACAGCUGCGGCGAUGCAGAUUAGUGCGUCACAACUGAAGUCAUUGUUUAGUAUAUCAGGAUCGUCAGGCGAUACAUUUAUCCAUGCAAUGAUAAACUUCUUCAAAAACAUAAAAACAGUACAGUUAUGGGACACAGUAUUGGGAAUCAGUACGAUUGUCGCCUUAUUAUUGCUUAAACGAGCCACAAUAAAAGUGACCGACAACACGUCUCCUGCGUUAGCGCGCGUGGCCGGCGGCUGGCUGUACGCCGUGCGAGCUCGCAACGCGCUGGUAGUGUUCGGGGCCACUAUCCUCGCGUACCUGCUGCGGCUGCGCGGACUCACGCCCUUCGCGCUCACCGGCAAAAUUGACGGUGGUCUUCCAGACUUUGGGCCACCACCCUUCGAGACGGUGGUGAACAACCAGACGCUGAACUUCGACGACAUGAUGACGGUGUUCGGUGGCGAGGGGAUCGUCAUCCCGCUCGUCGCUAUACUGGAGAGCAUAGCCAUCGCUAAAGCUUUUGCGGGCAGUGCCCCGGUGGACGCGACACAAGAGAUGAUCGCCAUCGGUAUGUGUAACCUGGUGUCUUCGUUCGCGCAGUCCAUGCCGUCCACGGGCUCCUUCACGCGGACCGCGCUCAACCACGCCAGCGGCGUCGUCACGCCCGCUGGCUGCUUCUUCAAAGCAAUGUUAGUCCUGCUGGCGGUGACGCUGCUGUCAGACGCGUUCUACUUCAUCCCGCGCGCGACGCUGGCCGGCAUCAUCAUCGUCGCCAUGUUCAGCCUCAUGGAGUUCUCUAUCGUUGGCAAAUUGUGGCGGAAUAGCAAGUGGGAGUUGCUGGUGUUCCUGGGCACGGUGGUGACGGGCGCGUGCGUGGGGCUGGAGUACGGCAUCGUGUGCGGCGCGGCCGCGGACGUAGCGCGCGCGCUCGCACACGCCGCGAGGCCUGUACUCGCUGUCACCGAGUUCAAGGUGGGCAACCAGGACUGCGUGUCGCUGACGCUGCCGGGCGCGCUGUCGUACUCGUGCGCGGGCCACGCGGGCGGCCGCGUGCGCCGCGUGGCCGCGCGCGCGCACCUGCUCGUGCUGGACGCGCGCCUGCUCUCACACCUCGACCUGGGGGUCGCGCAGAACUUAAUAUCUGUGAUACUAGAUCUAGAGAAGGAAGGACAUAAGUUCCUGCUGUGGAACUUCAAGGAGAGUCAUCAGAGGCUGUUUGAAGACCUGAGUAAAGGUUUCUCGAGUCGGUUCGUCGACGGACCCAGUAUAGACCAACACGUAUUAGUAAACCCACGGUUCACGCAGACUGACAUCACGCAGAACAUGUCCAGGCUGUAACACCAAGACACCAACACACUGAUCCCACUGAUGGGAAAAAAAUACACAGAUAAAACAAGAGCAUACAAAUCAUGGUUUAAUGGCGAUUAUAACCGCAACCAACUUUAGCGCACUGGAUUCAUAUUCAUGUUAAAAGAUAUUCAAGAGAUCGGGUGACCUGAUGGACUUUUUCAGAAUUGGAGCCAUGAUGGGAUCACCACAUGCCGAAUUGCCGAAGAAUCUUAUAUUAGAUCAGCGUAGUAAAUUGAAAUCAUGUUAGAAUACGUUUACCGGUGUUAUUAAAAUUAAACAGCUUUGAGGAUUUCCAAAGAGUUCAUAGUAAAAUCUGGCCAUAGAAUAUUAUAAAUAUCUAAGUACUGUAAUUCAAGAUGUAUUGCAAGUUACAACUUACCAAUCAGUCUUGAAGUCUAAGGGGCUUGAAAGUUGCUGAUAAGUCUCAUGUUGUCUCAGUCAUUUUAAGGGAUAAGAGGGAGACAGACAGACAUUUAGGAACGUAUGCUACGUUUCAGUAUUUGCUGAAAAGAGUAUUGUAAAUAUUUAUGGGGAAAUAAUACUUUGAUAGCUAAAAGAUUCGUACGACAGUGUGAUAUGGAACCUAAUUACCUAUUUAUUAGUAAACAAUUCUUAUUGAGUCUAUAUGACUAAUGUCCUACAAAUAUAAGCAAGUCUGUGUUUUGUUAUUACCUGAUACUUAUUGUUUAAAAACUACGUAAUUAUUAAGUUAUUAUUAUGCUAAGAGGAUGUGCAUUUGUUUGUGAAUUUAACGGGUUUAUUUUAAUAUUUUUUUUCAGUGUCAAUUCUGUAAAUUCUUAUACCAAAUCCCAGUGUCCAGUGUUUUUAAUCAUUAUUAUUGCUUUCGAAUAUUUUGGCUGAUUUGCCUAGUAACAAGGCUGUUAAUAUUUGUAUAGUAUGUAAGCGUCUAUUGUAUAUUUAAGAUCGAAUGUCUUCCAAAAUUAAGAGAUGAAGUUUGCAUUCCGUAGUACAUAAAUAAAAUAAUUGAAAGUAAAAUUUAUUUUAUAA
Trichoplusia ni (cabbage looper) is the source of this 3343-nucleotide messenger RNA. Its product is annotated as sodium-independent sulfate anion transporter-like. Bases 542 to 2323 code for a protein of 593 amino acids. The transcript has 14 exons. Gene Ontology annotation, cellular component: membrane. Gene Ontology annotation, molecular function: sulfate transmembrane transporter activity. Gene Ontology annotation, biological process: transmembrane transport. The record is from RefSeq and is a predicted model, not a curated record. NCBI's taxonomy places the organism in Eukaryota, Metazoa, Arthropoda, Insecta, Lepidoptera, Noctuidae.